CUUUCGUCCGUGCAAUCAAGUGACACCCACUCUCUGACUUUCCUCAUGAUCCAGAAAUUGCAACAUGGGCACGGAGGGGCGCUGGGAGCUGCUCAAUCUCGACCUUGAAGGGCUACCCAAGCUUCUCGUCAAGUAUGUUAUCAGUGAAGCUGGCUAUACCGUGUCCAUCACCGACCUUGCAAACAUAUGGGUAGAAAGUCUCUCCAAUCCGGAAAUCAUACGUAACGCCGAGAGUCAAAGCUGCAGCAUCAAUCCUGGUGAUGAUGCCGUCCAAUUGCAAAUACUGCUUGAGCAGAUCCGCCGUGUUCUUCGUCAUGAACACGACACUACCGUCCAUAUUGCUUUGCAGCCUCCGAAUGACCUUACCCUCGCACUGAAAGCUCCCCUACCGCCUCCCUUGCCUCCUUUUGAGUGGAACAUGGUACUCACCAAGGCUACAUCGACCGAAGUGGUUUCUGAAGUCAUCUCUCCUCUUCUUCUUCUGGCUCAUCAACAGCAGCAACAGCUCAACUUCCUGCUCGAAAAACUCAAAGACAAAGAUCAUGCCAUGUCAAGAUUGCUUGACAAGAUGGAAGCCACCAAUACCGAUCUUGGUUCUGUCUUCCCAGGAGUUUCAGUUGGCAGGAAUUCUCAGAGGUCUUUGAAGAGGCACCAUGUGGCCAGUCGUGUACCGGGCCUCGCUCCAUUCCAGCCUGGCUCCGAGCUUCUACAUAGUGGACCGUCACCGACGGCAGAGAGUCUCUAUGCCGUUCUUCGUGAUGUGUCUGGUCGUGUAAUACCAGGAUUGGCAAAGGCGCCGUCGGAGACAUGGUGGCAGGACAUGACGAAGCAGCAGGGAAGCAUAGCAGUCAAUGUGCCUAUGCCUGACAAUCUGUUAGAUGAUGAGACAGACGAUGAUCUAGACUUUCAGACACAGACGAUACCAGAACAAUUGCAGAGACAGAUGCCUGCCGACAUAUCUUCUCCGGUCCGCUCAGCUCGACGAAAGCAUAAAUUGAAGCAUGCAAACGACGAUAGCACUGACGACGAUCAAGUCACUUCGUCUCCUCCUCCUAUGCCCAUCAACCAUCGCCUUGGACACGUGGAGCCACUAGUGCCUAGCAGUCCAAGUAAACUCUCCAACACACAGGCAAGACGCUUGGGGGCGAUCGGAGGUAGGUCCAGCUCUCAAGCCCUGCCGCCUUCACUGCCUCCCUCUUCACCUCCCAAUCCCCCUGCCGAAGCCGGAACGAAUCGUGGCCUGCGAUCGAGAACAAUGCUGUCACCGACGCCGUCAUCUAUGUUGCCUCCUCAGAGCCAGGUAUCUCCAUCACGAAGACGUAGGCUUGGUGAGAUUGGACGAGGAAGCUCUCAGAUGCAGCAGUCCCAGCCUUCUCUCAAUAGAUGGUCAUCACAGGCCCCUUCCAUCAUGGAAGAAGAACAGCAGGCUUCUGGGUCGGACCUGGAUCCAGGGUCUAGCGCUCGUGAGAGUCGCGAGAUCACGGCUGAAGUCCGGCAGACUCGAGCAACCAAGCGCAAAGCUAGCGAGGAAAGAGAACCGACUCCAAGAGAGACAUCAGAGGAGAGGGCCGACAGGAAGAGGAAAGAGUUGAAAGACAACCUGAACGAGAAACCAAAAGCGCCAGUAAAGCGGAAAAGGCGGUUCUAAGCUAAGUAGUCACUGCGUCUUGAAAUCGAGAAGUUCUUGCGACAAGCUCUUCUCCUCGAAUAGUGCUGGCGGUUGGCUAUCAAGUGAUGUAAAGUUCAAGUAUCAAGUGAUGAGGUUAGCGGAGCAAUUGGAAGAAGGCGUUGUCAGCUGCUCACCUUCAAGUGCUGAUACAUUAGUGACGAAGAUUAUUCCAAGAAUUCGACUGUUUCUUGUGUGCAGGAGCCAUUUUCAGCCGUCGAGUUUCGUCUGCGUACAUUCUCUGAAUCACCAGGACGAUCCAGGUACCGAGAUCGUGAA
Aureobasidium subglaciale EXF-2481 is the source of this 1945-nucleotide messenger RNA. RefSeq lists its product as uncharacterized. Gene Ontology annotation, molecular function: DNA end binding. Bases 65 to 1648 code for a protein of 527 amino acids. The record is from RefSeq and is a predicted model, not a curated record. Gene Ontology annotation, cellular component: nucleus; DNA ligase IV complex. The transcript has 2 exons. NCBI's taxonomy places the organism in Eukaryota, Fungi, Ascomycota, Dothideomycetes, Dothideales, Saccotheciaceae. Gene Ontology annotation, biological process: double-strand break repair via nonhomologous end joining.